Plasmodium gallinaceum is the source of this 1320-nucleotide messenger RNA. RefSeq names its product conserved Plasmodium protein, unknown function. The transcript has a single exon. The record is from RefSeq and is a predicted model, not a curated record. The coding region runs from base 1 to 1320 and encodes 439 amino acids. Lineage: Eukaryota; Apicomplexa; Aconoidasida; Haemosporida; Plasmodiidae.
AUGAAAAUUUUUUUAAUUUCGUUAGUUACUAUUUUUUUAACCUUCCUCAUUAUUAACAUCAUAUUUGAAUAUAUUCAUAUAUUCAAUUUAAAAAAACAUAAAAAUAAAAAAAAUACAAAUAAUAAAAGACUAUUAAAAUUCUUUUUACACAUACAAAUACUAAAAGAAAUAAUAGUUAAUUCUUUUAUUAAUUUUUUUAUUAAAAUUAAAGUAAUAUUUCAUUGUAUAUAUAGAUAUGUGUCAUUUAAUAGAAAUAAAUAUAUUAGUAUUCCCAUGAGUGAAAAAGAUGAAAGCUUGAUAAAUAAAGAUAAUUGUGAAAUAAAAACAAUAUAUUUUAUCAGACAUAGUGAAUCUGUAUGGAAUAACACUUUCAAUAAAAAACUUACUUUUAAAACGUUUAUGAAUAUUUCUUUAGUAAUUUUUUAUGAAUUCAUAUUUUUAUUUAGUAAAAAAUCUGCGUUAAUAGAUGCCCCUUUAAGUACUAAUGGAAUAAUUCAGUCUCUUGAAUUAUCUAACUUUUUGCAAAAAGAAAAAAAAAAUAAAGAUGGAAGUAAACAGUGUGUUGUUCCUAUUAAUCAAAUAGAUAUAUCAGAAGAAAAUGCAAAAAAAUAUGAAAAUAGUUCAGAGAUGAUAAAAUUGCAACGUUGUGAUAAUAAGAAAAAUAAAACGUUUAAUAACAAUAAAGUUGCGGAAAGCAACGUUGAUAUGAAAAAUGUGAAUUUAAAAAAUAAUAAUGAUGAAUAUGAUCAUGAAGAAAUAAUUAAUCUAAGUAUAAAAGAACAUAUAGAUGUGCUGAAUAAAUUAAAAUAUAAUAGUGUUUUGUUAUGCUCAGAUUUAAGAAGAACCAUAUCCAGUUGUUUUAUUUCAUUUUAUAAUAGAAUAAAUAAGUUUAACGAAUCAAUUUAUGUUUUAAAUUCAUUACAAGAGAUAAGCAGGAAUCCAGAUUGUGUACCACUUCUUAGAUUUUUUAAUAAGUAUAUAACUACUGAUAUAGAAAAAUUUUUGCACAAAGAUGUAGAAAGAUUAUUUAAAAGAAAUUUAAAAAUUGCCAAUACAUAUUCCAAGAGUUAUUUUUUAGACACAUUAAAAUAUAUUUUUAAUAAUGAAAAUAAUAUUUUCAUAAUAUUUGGUCACAGUUUGUGGUUUUUAUUGUUUUUUAAUUACUUCUUAAAAAUUCCACAUAAAGCAAAAACUUAUAAGAUGCAAAAUUCAAGCAUAGUAGUAUUUAAUAUAAUGAAAUGUACUCAUGAAAAUAAGGUUAAUUAUGAAAUUGAAAAAAAUAGUAUUAGAGUUAUCUACAAAGGUUUUGAUGAAAAGUAA